CCACUGUGCACUCCAUGUCUCAGUCACUUCGCUUCUCCCCUUUUUAGGCCAAACAACACCUCCUCCGCCACCCUGCUCUCCCCCUAAAAAUAGAAGCAUCAGCAUGCGAUUCCCCACACCAUCGAACAGACGAUGAAGCUGCAGCUGCUCUCCCAGCAACUUCCCAGACACCAGAUGGGCCUAUGAGAUCGGAGAGCCUACUGCUGCUGCGCUGCAGCUGUUGCUACCAGUCUACUACCACCGCCACCACUGCUGAUCGAGUUUUUCAUCUUCAAGUAGCCAACUAAUUUCUGAUUAUUUCACUUAAGAGUUCUGCAACCACCGACCAAAGAUCAGGUGCCCACCGACGAGAGAAGGCCGGAAGGAAGAACGAGCUGAUCCAUGGACCUGUCGCCGAACCCCGACAGCCCUCCGUCGGGAGGGGGCAACGGCGGCGGCGGUGGGUCGAGCAGCAGCAACUCGUCGCCGUCCAUGGGCGCGGGGGCGCCGCAGUCGCCGAGCCGGUACGAGGCGCAGAAGCGGCGCGACUGGAACACGUUCGGGCAGUACCUGCGGAACCACCGGCCGCCGCUGAGCCUCGCGCAGUGCAGCGGCGCGCACGUCCUGGAGUUCCUCCGCUACCUGGACCAGUUCGGCAAGACCAAGGUGCACACCGCGGCGUGCCCCUUCUUCGGCCACCCGAGCCCGCCGGCGCCGUGCCCCUGCCCGCUCCGCCAGGCCUGGGGCAGCCUCGACGCCCUCGUCGGCCGCCUCCGCGCCGCCUUCGAGGAGAACGGCGGCCGCCCGGAGUCCAACCCCUUCGCCGCGCGCGCCGUCCGCCUCUACCUCCGCGAGGUCCGCGAGCACCAGGCGCGCGCCCGCGGCGUCAGCUACGAGAAGAAGAAGCGCAAGAAGCCGCAGCAGCAGCAGCUGCAGGGCGGCGACAGCAGUGGCCUUCACGGCCACCAGCAUCACCCGCCGCCUCCACCGCCUGCCGGCGCCGCCUGCUGAGAGCGGGCGACCGAGCCGGCCGGCCGAUCUACCUACGCUACGCUCUCCUAUUUGGUCGGUAUGCCAGAUCGAGCACAUAUAUUUUAUGUGCACUAUAAGUUCGCGUAUGCAUGCAUGUGCAUGGUAAUGGGUUUUAAUUAUUUGUGCUGCUAAUUGUUCACGAACUCUGUCGUCGGAAGUACCAGUAGAAGGUGCUUCGUUCGUACUGCAUUAUAUCGAUCGCCUGUGUUUCUAUGAGCUUUCCAGCUUCAAUUCGGUUUGUUGACGGUUAAUUUGCUUGUGGGAGUAGUAGUGAGUGAAUGAUUGUUGUACUUUGAA
Messenger RNA from Oryza sativa Japonica Group (Japanese rice), 1308 nucleotides. Lineage: Eukaryota; Viridiplantae; Streptophyta; Magnoliopsida; Poales; Poaceae. The record is from RefSeq and is a predicted model, not a curated record.